AUGGAACAGGGUGACGCUACAGCGCCUGACUUUCCCAGCAAAGUGGCCGAGCGCGUGGCUGAUAGACUGGAUGUGCUUGUCAACAGUGCAGGCAUGACAUCCAAAGAAGAUCAGCAUGACAAAAUCGCUGAAGCUGACGUGGACAUGUGGGACAAGAUGAUCAACCUGAACCUGCUGGUACCCAUGAAGCUGACACAUGCACUGGCGCCAAUUCUGGCGCGCAGCCAUGCUGGCGGCCAUAUCAUCAACAUCUCAUCUGUGGCCGGCCUGCGCCCCUCAAAGUACAAUGCGGCAUACUCAGCCUCCAAGUGGGGCCUCACAGGAUGGAGCAAAGCGUGCUUCGAGGAGCUGAAGGAGCAGAAUAUCAGGGUGACCACCAUAUUCCCAGCAUAUGUGUCCUCAGACAUGACCAGGGGAGUGCCGAUCGACAACGCAAAGAUGAUCCUGCCUGAGGACAUUGCCCAAGCAGCACUGCUACCCUUCCAGAUGUCUGCCAAUGCCUGCCCCACAGAGAUAGUGAUCAACAAUACAGAACCACUGAAGAAACCCCAAAGCUGA
This is a messenger RNA of Coccomyxa subellipsoidea C-169, 558 nucleotides long. Its product is annotated as NAD(P)-binding protein. Bases 1 to 558 code for a protein of 185 amino acids. Gene Ontology annotation, molecular function: oxidoreductase activity, acting on the CH-OH group of donors, NAD or NADP as acceptor. NCBI's taxonomy places the organism in Eukaryota, Viridiplantae, Chlorophyta, Trebouxiophyceae, Coccomyxaceae. The transcript has 5 exons. The record is from RefSeq and is a predicted model, not a curated record.